UCCCCAUCACAGUUUGUUAUGAUCUUAUGGAUCCUCCAUCGUCCAUUUAAAUUUAGGUAUAGUUUUGCAAAUUUUAAUCAUCUUUAAUGUUCUCAAAUAGUUAAAACGAACCGCGGAGUACGUGCAGUUCCCUCCUCUCCGCAAAAUGUGCAGAGAUCGUUCCCAAAUCUGUGACCCAGUAUAAUUGGUGAGCUGUGCUGUGACAUGAAGCAAUACUUUUCCCAAGAUGACCCAUCGAAGACCCGUUUAUACUUCCUGCAGCGAGCCUCCUGCAUCCAGCUCCAUUUCGGAUCCGCUCAGGGAGUUGUUCGAAGCUUGCAGAACAGGAGAUUUGAAUAAAGUGAAAAAGCUGGUCAACCCUCAGACUGUCAAUGCGAGGGACACAGCUGGACGCAAGUCGACCCCUCUCCACUUCGCAGCAGGUUAUGGCCGUCGUGAGGUAGUGGAAUACUUGAUAGCUGCAGGUGCAUCAAUCCAAGCACGCGAUGAUGGAGGACUCCACCCUUUGCAUAAUGCCUGCUCAUUCGGGCAUGCAGAUGUAGUCCGAGUACUUCUUGAAGGCGGAGCCAAUGCUAAUACACGAGACAAUUGGAAUUACACCCCAUUGCAUGAAGCAGCCAUCAAAGGAAAAGUAGAAGUUUGCAUCGCAUUGCUACAACAUGGUGCAGACACAAGUAUUAGAAACACAGAAGGGAAAACAGCGUUAGAUUUAGCUGAAGCAGGCACAAGAGCUGUAUUAAGUGGCGAGUAUCGUAAAGAGGACUUACUGGAAGCUUCUCGAUCUGGAGCAGAAGAUAGGCUGCUUAGUUUACUGAAUCCUCUGAACGUUAACUGUCAUGCAAGUGACGGUCGCCGGUCGACCCCUCUUCAUCUAGCAGCUGGAUACAAUCGCGGGCGUGUUGUUCAACUACUUCUCCAGCAUGGAGCGGAUGUCCAUGCCAAAGAUAAAGGUGGUCUGGUUCCUCUUCACAAUGCGUGUUCAUAUGGCCACUUUGAGGUGACCGAGAUGUUGAUCAAGCACGGAGCAAACGUCAACGCUAUGGAUCUAUGGCAAUUCACACCCCUCCAUGAAGCUGCCUCGAAGUCCCGUGUUGAAGUCUGCUCGUUGCUUCUCAGUGAAGGGGCUGACCCAACGCUUCUCAACUGCCACUCUAAAUCUGCAAUAGACGUUGCACCCACCAAAGAGCUUCAAGAAAAACUAUCAACUGAAUUUAAAGGACACUGCCUGCUGGACGCCUGCUUUCAAGCUGACAUCUCCAGAGUGAAAAAAUAUAUCUCCGUAGAUUUAGUCAAUUUUAAACAUCCCUAUACGGGGAAUACACCUCUUCAUCGUGCUGUGAUGUCUUGCUAUCCCAAACGCAAGCAAGUAGUUGAAUUGUUAAUCAGAAAAGGUGCACAGUUAAAUGAAAAGAACAAGGACUUCUUGACUCCUCUCCAUGUCGCCGCUGAUAUGUCUCAUUUUGAUAUCAUGGAGGCACUGCUUAGGUUAGGAGCCAAAGUCAAUGCACUGGAUGCUCUUGGACAAACUGCUUUGCAUCGCUGUGCGCGUGAAGAUAACGUUCAAGGGUGUCAGAUCCUUCUUUCAUUCAAUGUGGAUACUAGUAUAGUUUCAUUACAAGGCUACACUGCUCUGACGGUUGCUCAAGAAAGUGCACAAAAAAUCUUGCAAGAACCACCCUCAGUUCUUGAUUUAGAAAGUCAAAUCCUAGAAGCUUCCAAAGCCGGUGAUCUAGAACAAGUUCAAAAAUUAUUAUCAACUUAUCCUCACAUAGUUAAUUGCAGAGAUCUGGAUGGCAGGCAUUCAACCCCAUUACAUUUUGCAGCAGGCUACAAUCGAGUUUCGGUGGUUGAAUAUCUGCUCGCCCAUGGCGCUGAUGUUCAUUCCAAAGACAAAGGUGGACUUGUACCACUACACAAUGCCUGUUCGUAUGGACACUAUGAAGUAACUGAAAUGUUGGUGAAACAUGGUGCAAAUGUGAACGUUGCAGAUCUCUGGAAAUUCACGCCUUUACAUGAAGCAGCUGCAAAAGGAAAAUAUGACAUUGUUCGCUUGUUAUUGCAGCACGGAGCAGAUGCAAGCAAAAAGAACCGGGAUGGUGCAACUCCGCUUGAUUUAGUGCGAGAAGACGAUCAUGAAGUUGCAGACCUAUUGCGAGGUAACGCUGCUCUGUUGGAUGCAGCAAAGAAAGGAAACCUGGCUCGGGUUCAACGGCUGUUGACUGGCGAGAACAUCAACUGUCGUGACACUCAGGGGAGAAAUUCAACGCCUUUACAUCUAGCUGCUGGUUACAACAAUUUAGAAGUGGCAGAGUUUUUGCUGGAGCAUGGAGCAGACGUGAAUGCCCAAGACAAGGGUGGGCUCAUACCUUUGCACAAUGCCUCUUCCUAUGGUCACUUGGAUAUUGCCGCUCUGUUGAUCAAACACAACACAGUGGUAAACGCUACAGAUAAGUGGGGUUUCACACCUUUGCAUGAAGCAGCUCAGAAAGGUCGAACACAACUCAGCGCUUUAUUGCUGGCUCAUGGCGCUGAUCCGUUCCUAAAAAAUCAAGAAGGGCAGAGCCCCCUUGACUUGGCUAGUGCAGAGGAUGUGCGAAGUCUGCUCCAAGACGCCAUGGCUACGUAUUCCUCAACACCAGUCCUGCAGUCCUGCGAGUCGACCUCGACAUCACGCAUGGAGACUGUCGUCAUGCCGUCCGGCGCUUCAGUCACUCUAUCCACGCCAGAUAUGAGUCUUGUUCCGAGAGGCGAUGGAUGUUGCGCGGUUGAAUCUCAAAACGAAGGCGAUGCCAAAUGUGUUCCUCCCAUUUCUUCGAUAUCAAGUUUCUUAACUAGUCUUGGCUUAGAGCAUUUAUUGGAACUGUUUGAACGAGAGCAGAUCACAGUUGAUAUCCUAAUGGAAAUGACUCACGACGAUCUGAAACAAGUCGGAGUCUCUGCGUAUGGUUACAGGUUUAAGCUCCUAAAAGGCAUAGAGAAAUUGCACUCCUCUCAAGGUAUUCCACAAGGACUCAGCCCAAAUCAAACUACUUUACUCGUUGAUCUGUUACCCGAUGACAAAGAAUUUAUAGCCGUAGAAGAAGAAAUGCAAACAACAAUCCGACAGCACAGGGACAAUGGUCACUCCGGUGGUGUUUUCUGCUCCUAUAAUAUUAUUCGGAUCCAAAAAGUGCAAAACCGGAAACUCUGGGAAAGAUACUGCCACAGAAGAGAAGAGGUGAGCGAAGAAAACAAUCACCAAGCAAACGAACGUAUGCUUUUCCAUGGAUCGUCUUUCAUCAACGCUAUUGUUCAGAAAGGAUUCGAUGAACGGCAUGCCUAUAUUGGUGGCAUGUUUGGUGCAGGUAUCUAUUUUGCUGAACAUUCCUCGAAAAGUAAUCAGUAUGUUUAUGGUAUUUGCGGUGGGACUGGAUGCCCAAUGCAUAAAAAUAGAUCAUGUUACAUUUGUCAUAGGAACUUAUUGUUGUGUCGCGUAACACUCGGAAAGUCUUUCAUGCAGUUUAGCGCCAUGAAGAUGGCUCAUGCCCCUCCUGGCCACCAUUCUGUGAUGGGUCGCCCCUCCUACGGUGGACUUAGUUUUCCAGAGUAUGUUAUCUACCGAGGAGAACAAGCCUAUCCGGAAUACCUGAUAACAUAUCAAAUAGUCAAACCGAAGGUACCCACUGAUGUGUGAUGUGGAACAUCGGGUCUUAGACAUUCCUACAACCAACUUCUGCGUUAUCAUAUUUUCAUUGUGUUUCU
Molecule: messenger RNA, 3741 nt
Organism: Bemisia tabaci
Lineage: Eukaryota; Metazoa; Arthropoda; Insecta; Hemiptera; Aleyrodidae
Gene: Tnks
Product: tankyrase
Molecular function (GO): NAD+ poly-ADP-ribosyltransferase activity; protein binding
Source: RefSeq, a predicted model, not a curated record